AUGAGUAGAGCUCUACUACGAGGGGCUACAUGCCAGUCGUGUCGCAAUGAAUUACUUCGUUCAUUUCUUGCUGUAUCGGGGGUACCACUCCCUCGAUACCGAUAUCCUACGCGCCCCAACUUGACCACCAGGUCUUUCUCCGUGAUAGCGCCAUUGCGAUCGGAUCGACCCCCUAUUACGAACCCUGCAGAUAUCACCUUUUCGCCAGCUGUGGAAACAGCGCCAGAGGCCGAGGCCGAAGUCGAGAUCGAAAUAAAUGAGGAAACCGCAUCUCAUGUUCCCUGGUAUCUCCAGGAAGAGGCUCCAGUCAAAGAAUUCCGCCCUGUAACCGGAGACCACAUCCCAACACUCCCAGAAAACUCACCGGAAAUGCUUCAGACACUACUCGAGUACACGUACAAAGACAUCGGUCUAGAUGGGUUGAAACUUUUCGACUUACGCGGUCUUGAUACACCGGCAGCUUUGGGUGCUAAUGUUAUCAUGAUUGUUGGUACUGCUCGCAGCGUGAAACAUCUAAAUGUUUCAGCUGAUCGGUUGUGUCGAUGGGCACGGAAGAACUACAAGCUUUCACCGCAUGCCGAUGGAUUGUUGGGUCGAAAUGAGCUGAAGAUCAAGCUUCGACGUAAGGCUAAGCGGGCUCGUGCUGCUAGCCACGCGGGCACAAUGGUCGAUGAGAAGGAUGACGGUAUUACUACAGGUUGGAUCUGCGUGAAUUUGGGGACUGUCGACAAGGGCUCUGAAAAGGCUUCAUUGAGCGAGGCUGGGUUUGAAGGGUUUGGUCAGCUUGACAUCGGGACUAGCGUUGUGGUGCAAAUUUUCACCGAAGAAAAGAGAGCCGACGUUGAUCUAGAUGGUCUAUGGCAGGCGACCUUGGAUCGAGCUGAGCGUAGCAGACUUCAACCUGCCUCAGAUGAUGCUCCUGUUACUGCUACUUCACCGAGUUCACGUCCUGCUGUCGGUAGUACAGGGUCAUUUGGCGGCCAGCGCAGAGGUCUUCACACAGAGCGUACUGCAGCUACCGAGAACAAUGAAGGCGCAGAACUCGAUGAGUCAACUAAGGAUUAUUCAACAUCCGAGGCGGCUGCGUUUGAAACGAUCGUCCAGCCCCUGAUAAAAAAGUUAGCUGAGUCCCCCCAUGAGGAUGCUCGCAUUGCGCUUGGUACCGGUCCUGAGGAUUUCCAAUCAACAGAUUUUCUACGGGUCAUAUAUGACACCCUACCAGACAACGCCACAUCUCAGGAAAGCGCUAAAUUACGACUGAGACUAUCCACAAUUGCAGUAUCCCGACAGCACCCUGGAUAUAGCAAACAUUCCCUUGUCAGCACAUUCAAUCAGGUGCUUGACGACGUUACUGAAGCACCAACCAUAGUAUCCGACGAACUCGGCUUCGAUGUCGUUGCUGCUUUGUUGACACCGCGUCUCAAUAACAGUACCUUGCCUGAAUCCGUGCCAUUUUUACUCAAAGCCGACAUUGAACUUGCCCUGCAAGUUCUUGAACGCCUGAGUUUGCGUGGUGCCCAAAUUAUGAACCUGAGAGUUUUCAAUUUGCUCUAUACUGCUGCAGCUAUGCCAUCGGCGCCUUCCCCGUCGUUAGGAGAGGCCGAUCAAGAGGCGAAUGAACAACGGCAGAUGUUAACUCGUCUUGCUAAGAUCAUUGCAAAUGCUCAAGUUUCAUUCGACGAGACAGAGGCGCGUAAGCUUAUGUUCGUCCAACUUAUCUGUCAGGAUUACGAUGGGUUUUGGAAGUUGUGGCGACAGUUUCCUCUGAAGAAUGCUCCUCGCACGCAAGAGGACUAUACCCAAAUGUUUCGACUACAUGCCGAUCUCGGAGAAGAGCGACAUGUUCGAGACUGCCUUUCGGCAUGGGUCCCCAUGAUGAGCCGAGAAAUGAUACCAAUCAUCUUACAGGGGCCGAUAGUUACUGAGAUCAUGCGCUGUAUUCUGAUCGCAGACCCGGAGAUCCAAUACCGAUCUGCGGACGUGAAUCCCAGUUACUUCACGCAUCUGUGGUACCAAUGCCAGCGGGCUCUUGAACAGGCGGACGAAAUGAUGGAGUAA
Penicillium angulare is the source of this 2058-nucleotide messenger RNA. Its product is annotated as RsfS/YbeB/iojap family protein. Gene Ontology annotation, cellular component: mitochondrion. Gene Ontology annotation, biological process: mitochondrial gene expression; mRNA stabilization; mitochondrial proton-transporting ATP synthase complex assembly. The transcript has a single exon. The record is from RefSeq and is a predicted model, not a curated record. NCBI's taxonomy places the organism in Eukaryota, Fungi, Ascomycota, Eurotiomycetes, Eurotiales, Aspergillaceae. The coding region runs from base 1 to 2058 and encodes 685 amino acids.